Molecule: messenger RNA, 744 nt
Organism: Prorocentrum cordatum
Lineage: Eukaryota; Dinophyceae; Prorocentrales; Prorocentraceae
Source: the annotation of a GenBank genome assembly
GGCUACUGCGCUCGGAACCCGUCCAACGACCCGUGCCUCGGCUGGCAGGUGUUCGGCGAUGGCUGCACCGAUUGUGCAGCCAACGGCAUGAGCAGCAGCGCCCAGGCGUCUGCUUCCCUGCAGUCCACCGACGCGCAGCGAAGCUGCGCUUUCUGGGACGGCUUGGACAUCCAGGGCAGCGUGUGCCCGCAGCAGUGGCAGGGCCAGUACGCCGGGACUGCCUCGUGCAAGUCGUGCUGGGAGGGAGAGGACUGCGGGUGGACUUGCGACCUGAUGGACGGCACCAAGGCCAGCGUCGACCUGCAGGCGUACGUCCACGCGUCUCACGGAGAGGGCUACUGCGCUCGGAACCCGUCCAACGACCCGUGCCUCGGCUGGCAGGUGUUCGGCGAUGGCUGCACCGAUUGUGCAGCCAACGGCAUGAGCAGCAGCGCCCAGGCGUCUGCUUCCCUGCAGUCCACCGACGCGCAGCGAAGCUGCGCCUUCUGGGACGGCUUGGACAUCAAGGGCAGCGUGUGCCCGCAGCAGUGGCAGGGCCAGUACGCCGGGACUGCCUCGUGCAAGUCGUGCUGGGAGGGAGAGGACUGCGGGUGGACUUGCGACCUGACGGACGGCACAAAGGCCGGCGUCGACCUGCAGGCGUACGUCCACGCGUCUCACGGAGAGGGCUACUGCGCUCGGAACCCGUCCAACGACCCGUGCCUCGGCUGGCAGGUGUUCGGCGAUGGCUGCACAGAUUGUUAG